UGGAGGAUGAGGGGGGCGGACAGACAGCGUGGCCGCACUGCCGCAGCGAGACAACCCGUCCGGUCGAGCAGCGGUCCGGCUGCUGCUUCCGUCCUCAGCUUCAGCCCGCCCGACUGGACCUUUUGGGGACAAAUGUCUAUGUAACCGUACGCCUUACGACCCACGGGCCGAGCCGACUCCGCGUCGGCGUGGAUAUUCGCGGUAACCCGGAGGCUCACGGACGGCGGAAAGCAGCCCGCUCCGCCCCGGCGCCGGGAGCCACCAACCCGGGCGGGAGUGGGACUGGUUUGCGGGGGGGGGGGGGCGUCUGGAUGAAACGCUAGCUAACUAGCAUUAGCCUCUCAGACCCGAGUCUUCAUCACUUCGCCGCGCUGAGCAGGGUGAGCCUUCACGAUAAAAGCCAUGUUUAGUAGCAUUCAAUAGACAAAUGGCGUUAGUUCAGUGUUGACCACGUCGCGGGGGAUGACACUGAGCCGUUUGCUAGCGUCAACGACUCCGAGCUAACGACCGUUUCUAAAAACCGACGUGCAUUAAUUUAGGGGGCAGUGGCGGUAAAACCCACACGGAUGAAGUGGUGAAAAAAAAGAAAGAAAAUUUAAUCUGUACGCUAUUUACGUCUUCACCUCGUCGUGCUAUUUAGCUGUCACCUGUCACCUGUCACCUGCCGUCCCCAAACACCCAAAUGUGAGCCAACCUGCCACUGGCCACAGGCGCAGAAGAUGUGUGUCUGCGCGUCUCCUUUACUCACACACACACACACACACACACGUUUCAGCGUGACAGCGUGAGGACGGAUUGAAACAUGGAAGCUGGAACUGUCCCAUCAUCAACAUAAGAGGGCUUCUCUCUGAGGUUGCCACUGUGUGACUGAGCUCGCAGACGGAGAGUAAGAUGCCUCCCAGGCCGUCCUCAGGGGAGCUAUGGGGCAUCCACUUGAUGCCCCCCAGGAUCCUGGUGGACUGCUUGCUGCCCAACGGAAUGAUUCUGACCCUCGAGUGUCUCCGAGAAGCCACGCUCAUUACCAUCAAACACGACCUUUUCAAGGAGGCCAGGAAAUAUCCGCUCCACCAACUCCUACAGGAGGAGACCUCCUACAUCUUUGUCAGUGUUACUCAGGAAGCAGAGAGGGAGGAGUUCUAUGAUGAGACCAGAAGACUAUGCGACCUGCGACUCUUCCAGGCCUUCCUCAAGGUCAUUGAACCAGUUGGCAACAGAGAGGAAAAGAUCCUCAACAGAGAGAUUGGUUUUGCCAUUGGUAUGCCUGUGUGCGAGUUUGACCUUGUGAAGGAUCCCGAGGUUCAGGACUUCAGGAGAAACAUCCUGAAUGUGUGUAAGGACUCUGUGGAGCUGAGGGAUGCCAGCGGGCCCCACAGUAGAGCGCUCUACGUCUACCCACCCAAUGUGGAAUCCACACAGGAACUGCCCAAGCACAUCUAUAGCAAACUGGACAAAGGUCAGAUUAUCGUUGUGAUUUGGGUCAUUGUUUCUCCAAACAAUGACAAACAAAAGUAUACAUUGAAGAUCAACCACGACUGUGUCCCUGAACAGGUGAUUGCAGAGGCCAUUCGCAAGAAGACACGCAGCAUGCUGCUGUCCCCAGAGCAGCUAAAGAUGUGCGUUCAGGAAUAUCAGGGUAAAUACAUCCUCAAAGUGUGUGGCUGUGAUGAGUACCUGCUGGAAAAGUACCCUAUCAGCCAGUAUAAGUAUAUCCGUAGUUGCAUCAUGCUCGGCAGGCUGCCCAACCUGAUGCUAAUGGCCAAGGACAGCCUAUACAGUCAGUUGCCAACGGAUAACUUUGUCAUGCCGUCCUACUCCCGACGCAUCUCCACGGCAACAUCCUACAUGAAUGGCGAGGCAGCUGUCAAGUCUCUGUGGACCAUCAAUGGGACCCUGCGGAUACGAAUCCUCUGUGCCACCUACGUUAACGUCAAUAUACGGGACAUAGACAAGAUUUAUGUGAGAACAGGCAUUUACCAUGGAGGUGAACAAAUGUGUGAUAAUGUCAACACACAGAGAGUACCCUGCUCUAACCCAAGGUGGAAUGAGUGGCUCACCUAUGAUAUGUACAUCCCAGACAUACCCCGUGCUGCCCGCCUCUGCCUCUCCAUCUGCUCCGUCAAGGGCAGGAAGGGAGCCAAGGAGGAGCACUGUCCACUGGCUUGGGGUAAUAUCAACUUGUUCGACUACACUCACACUCUAGUUGCCAACAAGAUGGCUCUGAACCUCUGGCCCGUCCCUCAUGGCCUCGAAGAUCUCCUCAACCCCAUUGGAGUCACAGGAUCCAACCCUAACAAGGAAACGCCAUGUCUGGAGUUGGAGUUUGACCACUUCAGUAAUUCAGUCAAAUACCCAGAUAUGAAUGCAGUAGAGGAACACGCCAACUGGACCAUCUCGAGGGAACUGGGGUUCAACUACAACCUCUCUGGACAGAGCAACCGGUCGGCCAGAGAUCACGUCCUGACGGAGAGCGACACGGAGCAGAUGAGACAGCUGAGUAACAGAGACCCUCUUUCAGAAAUCACUGAGCAGGAGAAAGACUUCCUCUGGAGACACAGGCACUACUGCGUGAACAUACCGGAGAUCCUUCCCAAGAUCCUUCUGGCUGUGAAAUGGAACUCCAGAGAUGAAGUAGCACAGAUGUAUUGUCUGUUAAAGGAAUGGCCGUCUAUCCGUCCCGAACAGGCCAUGGAGCUGUUGGACUGUAACUAUCCGGACCCCAUGGUCCGGCACUUUGCUGUACGCUGCCUCGACAAAUACCUCACUGACGACAAACUGUCCCAGUACCUGAUCCAGCUUGUACAGGUAUUAAAAUAUGAGCAGUAUCUUGAAAAUCCCCUGGCCCGUUUCCUCCUGAAGAAAGCGUUGACCAAUCAAAGGAUAGGUCAUUUUUUCUUUUGGCAUCUCAAGUCAGAAAUGCACAAUAAAACCGUGAGCCAGAGGUUUGGGCUGCUGUUGGAGGCUUACUGCAGAGCGUGUGGCAUGUAUCUCAAACACCUGAGCAGGCAGGUAGAGGCCAUGGAGAAGCUCAUUAACCUCACCGACAUCCUUAAACAGGAGAAGAAGGAUGAGACGCAGAAGGUCCAGAUGCGGUUCCUUGUGGACCAGAUGAAGAGACCAGACUACAUGGAUGCUCUGCAGAACUACACCUCUCCUCUAAACCCUGCGCACCAACUGGGAAACCUGAGGUUAGAUGAAUGCAGAAUCAUGUCAUCAGCAAAGAGACCGUUGUGGCUGAACUGGGAGAAUCCUGACAUCAUGUCUGAGCUGCUCUUUCAGAAUAAUGAGAUCAUCUUCAAAAAUGGAGAUGACUUGCGGCAGGAUAUGCUGACGUUGCAGAUCAUUAAAAUCAUGGAGAACAUUUGGCAGAAUCAGGGACUGGACCUUCGGAUGCUCCCUUAUGGCUGCCUGUCGUUAGGAGACUGUGUGGGUCUUAUUGAGGUGGUUCGCAGCUCCCACACCAUCAUGCAGAUUCAGUGUAAAGGAGGCUUGAAAGGAGCCCUGCAAUUCAACUCAAACACUCUGCAUCAGUGGCUCAAGGACAAGAAUAAAGGCGAGAUGUAUGACAUGGCUGUGGAUCUGUUUACAAGGUCCUGUGCUGGCUACUGUGUAGCUACAUUUAUCCUUGGGAUAGGAGACAGACACAACAGCAACAUUAUGGUCAAAGAUGAUGGACAGUUGUUUCAUAUAGAUUUCGGCCAUUUCCUGGAUCAUAAGAAGAAGAAAUUUGGCUACAAGAGAGAACGAGUUCCCUUUGUACUGACGCAAGACUUCCUCAUUGUCAUCAGCAAGGGAUCGCAAGAGUGUGCAAAGACCAAAGAGUUUGAGAGGUUCCAAGAGAUGUGUUAUAAAGCCUACCUGGCCAUCCGGCAGCAUGCUAACCUCUUCAUCAACCUGUUCUCCAUGAUGCUGGGCUCGGGCAUGCCUGAGCUGCAGUCCUUCGAUGACAUUGCCUACAUCAGGAAGACACUCGCCCUGGAAAAGAGUGAACAGGAGGCGUUGGACUACUUCAUGAAACAGAUGAACGAUGCUCACCAUGGAGGAUGGACCACCAAAAUGGACUGGAUAUUCCACACAAUUAGACAGCAUGCUCUAAACUGAUCUUCUGCAAUCAAGCAAAAAGCACCAUUCACACUGUGCAGUAAACAGGAAGUUAGAAACUUGAUUUAAUUGUUUCUUUCUGUUUAAAGACCAUUUUUAUUUAUCCCAGCAAGCUUUUCUUUCCAUUACACUCCGGCCUUUUUGCAGUCCUGAUGCGCUUUGCUCUGUUUGUUUUUGAGAAAUUCUUGGACAAAACCGCGAAAAGAAGAUGUGUCUGGAAAUCUAUAAAUGCAGCCGCAAAGUAAGUCCGCACUCCACCUCAAAGAGGAGGUGCUUGGGAAGCUUCUUCUUUUUCUUUUUUUUUUUUUAAAUCCCAUCUCCGCUGAGAAGAUAGCAGCCACAAGGAAUCUCACAUGUGUUCAUCAAACGUGUUGCACAGUGCAGGAAUACUGCAGUGUGGGGUCUUCUGUGAUGACUACCACUGGACAGUCUUCCACCAUGGCUGUGGAGAAGUUGCCCUCCUGAGCUUUGCCAACUUUUAAACUUUUUUGAGGAAGAGUCGCUGGGUUGUUUUGCACACCUCUUCAGUUUAAAAAAGCACAUGACCCUGGGGAAAAGUUGGUGGUGGUGCAGCAUUUGACUCUUGAAUAAACUUCAGGGUAUUGAUGCCUCUCCAUAAAAAAAACUGCACUUACAAAUAACAAACAUAUAUAAUAUGCCUUUAUUUAUUUAUUUAUCUAUUCCUUUUUUAAAGUUUCUACAUACACAGGAAAACAUCUCCAAUCACUGCUAUUGUGCAUGUAGUUUUUGUUUUUAUCUUCUUCUGACCACCACAAGUGCAACAACCUUUCUCCUUUUUCUUGAUUAUUGAGUUUUAUUCACAUUUGUAAAUGAAGGCUGCUUUUCUUAAAGUUAAAUAUCUAAUUUGACUGCUUUAGUGGCAGCCAAAUGUGUGCUAUUCAGGCCAGUCUGCAGCCCUACUUGGGAGUUAGUAAAACUAUUUGUUUGGGGAUGCGAAUAGAUGAGAAUGACAGGGUCACUUUUGUUCCUAUUGGGACCUAUUCCCAGACUGGCUGUCUGCUUUAUUGGCGAGCAGAAGUCAUGGGGAUGUUGUGUCUUCCUCAUGAUGGAAUCCUUUGGCAUCUCAACACUGCAAACUGCUAACCCAUUAGCGCAUUGCCACAUUGUGGCACAUUUUCUUUUUAAAUUAUAGUUCUUCAUUCACACCUAAGUGAUAAGGUGAUGACAGGAAAAUCAAGACAAGACGCUGAGGCGCAUUCUUAUUUCCUUUGUGUUUUAAACGGGGCAAAUGAGUAAUUGUCUCGGAAAGUAUACUUAUGUAAGUUGUGUUAACGAGGACAGAAAACCUCGAGUGAGACUAAAGAAAAGAAUGUAUUUUUUAAGAAAAGGUGCCCUCAGAGCAGCCUCAUGCGCCCCAGAAAGACAUUUAGAUGUGGAAUGUAUUUAAUUGCUAACAUGGACCUUAGUUGGACUCAUCUUUUAGUGUUUUUUGCAUCUUGCUCAUGUCAGAUGCAGUGCCACUAACCCUACAGAAGGUCAUUAGGUCAUCGGCGGUCUCUUCCCUUCUGCUAUUUUUAUUAUGUGCCAAAUCGCUGAGGCCAACGAGCUAACUGCUAAAAUCACUUAAGAAACAUUGAUUAAAAAAAGAUGACGUUGGGCAAUGCACUUAAAAAGAGUAGUUGUUGUUGUAAUUCUGAAUGCCUUUUUUUCUCCAAAAGGACUACGUAAGAUGUUAGCCUAGUUAGCAUGUUUUCCAAACAGCAUAACCAGUAGGUAUUAGGCUGUGUGUACGUACGUUCACAGUCAGACCUCUUUUCUAUGGUGGGUGGUGUGUGUGUGUGUGUGUGUGUUGUGCGCAUUAACUGUCUUUCUGUACAGGUUGCAGAGCUUCAUUGGCGGGCCCCAAUGAAAAGCCACACUGUACGUACAUUUCCACCUGUCUGCGUGUGACGACACUCAACUGCUGAAGUUUGGUUGUCUCUAAAUCUUUGUAAGCCUCCCCCCCCCC
This is a messenger RNA of Pungitius pungitius (ninespine stickleback), 6067 nucleotides long. RefSeq names its product phosphatidylinositol 4,5-bisphosphate 3-kinase catalytic subunit alpha isoform-like. Gene Ontology annotation, molecular function: 1-phosphatidylinositol-3-kinase activity; 1-phosphatidylinositol-4-phosphate 3-kinase activity. Gene Ontology annotation, cellular component: phosphatidylinositol 3-kinase complex, class IA; phosphatidylinositol 3-kinase complex, class IB; plasma membrane. NCBI's taxonomy places the organism in Eukaryota, Metazoa, Chordata, Actinopteri, Perciformes, Gasterosteidae. The coding region runs from base 892 to 4098 and encodes 1068 amino acids. The transcript is spliced from 25 exons. Gene Ontology annotation, biological process: cell migration; phosphatidylinositol-mediated signaling; phosphatidylinositol 3-kinase/protein kinase B signal transduction. The record is from RefSeq and is a predicted model, not a curated record.